Messenger RNA from Porites lobata, 1415 nucleotides. NCBI's taxonomy places the organism in Eukaryota, Metazoa, Cnidaria, Anthozoa, Scleractinia, Poritidae. The record is from the annotation of a GenBank genome assembly.
AUGACAAAGAAAGAAAAGUGUGCAUGCAUCAGAUCCAAACUAGCGAAAGAUCUGGAAGACGUUCAUAUCCAGAAGAUCAAGGAGUUAAAAAUUUCCGAAAUUGAUGCAAAAAGAAAGGCCAUAUUUUAUUGGAAAAAGUGGAAACAAACACAGAGUCUAUCACAGUCGCACAGUGGCUGUUGCAGGUGAUACUAUGUAAAAAAAAAAACAACAAAACAAAGCAAACGAACAAAGAAAAUCCUCCCACUCCUCCAAGAAGUAAAACAAUGCAGGGAAUUUCCAUCUUAUUUUUCUGGGCAUGAAUGUAGACAAAGGAAAUAUAUAAAAGAAAAUUCACCAGCCAUUCCUCCAAAAGCCAAUAAAUUUUUACAAUAUAUCUGGCAAUUACAAUUUUUGAUAUAGGGAGUAGCUUUGCAAAAGAGAUUGAGUAAAGACUGAUUUAUUACCUUUUUUUUCACGAUGGAGUUUUUCUGAAAUAUCUUAUGGUGAUACUAUUUACUCCCAAGAAAAUCAACAAAGACUACUUGACAGAUGCUAAUAGCAAUGGUGAAGUUCUUGGAGCUGGUGUUUUUGGCAUUUGCUCAAAGAAAACCUACAGGGGAGUAACAGUCACUGUAAAGGAAUUUAAGGAGAAUGUUAGCCUCUCUCUUGUUACUCAUGAGGCAUCUGUUCUUGCUAAAAUGGAACAUCCAGGUAGUGCAGCUAGAGUAAAAGUCAGAUAUAAAUAAUUUCUUUCUUCUUAUUUUAAAGAGACUUAUUUUCUUUUCCUUUUAUAUUGUCUUAUUUUGUUUCCUUAAUUGCUAUUUGCUAUUGCUUACAGCAACUACAAUAAGUCUUUGAGAUCUCAUUUGUAGAUCGUUUUUUCAAUUGCAGGUUUGCCUUUGUUGUUUGGAUGCUGCACUGAAACAAAACCCUACAUUAUUGUAACCCAGUUCCAUGGGAUAGAGGGUCACUGUGUGACAUUUAAAUCUCUUGUGCUAAGAAAUAUCAGUGACCCUCAAAGUGAAUGGUGCCGAAUUAUGUGUGAGUGUGUAGAUGCCUUAUACUAUAUUCAUUCUAAAGAAUACCUCCAUAAUGAUUUAAAGGGUGACAAUGUAAUUAUUAAUGAAAAGAGUAACAGUUUACACACAGUAAUUAUAGAUUUUGGUAAGUGUUCGACAAUAGCUGGAGGAAAACUCUAUCACCUUUCUCCAAGAGAUCAGGAAAAGUAUAGAAAGUAUCAUGAGCAUAUAGCUCCUGAGGUUGUGAGGGGAACUCACCCUCCGUCUACAGCUAGUGAUAUUUAUGCAUUUGGACUCUUACUGUCUUUACUGUGUAAGAAUAAGCCUUAUGAGCCUCUUCGCGAGCUGGCUUUUGCCUGCAUAAAUGGUUCUCCAGAAAAGAGACCCUCAACACAGCACUUGGUAGCUGAAUUG